AUGCAACUUUCAGAGGAAACAAAGGAGCGCAUUGGAAAGGUCAUUGACUUGUCUCGUGUUGCUAUUCAUUAUGGUUACCUUCCCCUGAUCAUCUACCUUGGUUAUACUCGCAGCGAGCCUCGUCCGUCUUUCAUCAGACUCUUUUCACCUCUCGCAUAA
Molecule: messenger RNA, 159 nt
Organism: Cadophora gregata
Lineage: Eukaryota; Fungi; Ascomycota; Leotiomycetes; Helotiales; Ploettnerulaceae
Exons: 5
Coding region: 1-159 (52 amino acids)
Biological process (GO): protein import into mitochondrial matrix; protein insertion into mitochondrial outer membrane
Cellular component (GO): mitochondrial outer membrane translocase complex; mitochondrial outer membrane
Source: RefSeq, a predicted model, not a curated record